CAAUUACAGUUAUUGGUUUAUUGUAGUGUUAAAUAUUGUUAGAUAAAGAAUGUAUAGAUUAAAAUCAAUUCGUUGUAGUCGUAAACCAUUAGAAGAUUGUUCACCAGACCAUAGAGCCCGUAUAACUCGAUUAUUAGAGAGAGCACGUAAAGAUCAUUUUAGUAAUGUUAGAUCUAAUGUACAAGUUGUACCUGAAAGAGUUACAGAUACCGUGCCUGAUGUUAAUAGUACAGUAGAUCAUUCUGAUGUUAGUGAACGUAGUAACUUCAAUAAAUUUUCUCCUAAUAUCAGCUUGUCGCUCAAUGAUAUGGUCCAUGAGUCUGGAUCUUCAGAUGAAUUUAACAAUACAAUAAGUGAAAGUGACUCUACUUCAGUAUGUGGUGAAGAUAGCAUAGAAGAUUUUGCAAGUAGAUUAGCUGUUGCUUUUACUGAAUCCAAUAUGUCUGACAUGCAAGCAAGAUGCGUUUUGCAAGCUCUUAAAACACAUAAAUGCUUUUCAGCUCUACAUGUGGAUCCUCGAACCAUCCUCAAAACUCCAGCUCAUGCUGCUUCGACUGAUCAGGCAGCUGGAGGCGAAUAUCUUCAUCUUGGUGUCGAGCAGGGUCUUGUUCAAAUUCUUCUAUAGACUCCUGCAGACAAAAUCCCUGACAUUCUUGAAGUUGAUUUGAGUACGGAUGAGGCAUCGCUAGAUAAGUCAAGUAAGGUUUAGAUGUGGCCUAUACAAAUCAGUAUAGCCAACAUCCCAAGAAGUUCUCCACAGAUUGUUGGUGUUUUUAAAGGUUCAAGAAAACCUACCAAUGCUUCUGAGUUUCUCAAACCAUCUGUUGACGAAUUGCUUAGAAUAAUUCAAACUGGCAUUGUAUUUAAUUUUAAACAAAAAUUUGUUGAUUUAAGGUGUUUUGUAGCAGAUGGUCCUGCUUGAGCGUUUGUUUUAGGCCAUUCUGGACACAGUUCUCGAGCACCCUGCUCUCGGUGUAAGGUGAGAGGAGAAUGGAUUCGAGUAGGAGUAAUGGUGUAUAGAGGAACUGCUCAUCCUCUUCGCACACAAGAAGAAUAUUCUCUACGGAAAGAUAGUGAUCAUCACAAGACUGAAAGUGCUAUUGUUGCUUUACGCUUGAAUGCAGUUUCGAACACAGUGUUCGACUACAUGCAUUUAGUGUGUCUUGGUGUGAUGGCCAAAAUUUUCCAAGGAAUCAUCGAUGGCAGAUUUGUGAAAUCAGCUAAACUUUCUCCAAAUAAUAUUAAAGUUUUAGGUGAUCGAUUAGCACUAGUGGAGAAGUAUUGUCCUCUGGAUUUUGCUCGGAAGCCUGUCAAUAUUGACAAGCAUGGCAAAUUCAAAGCCACUGAGCAACGCCAAAUCCUUCUUUACACUGGGCUUGCGAUAUUUCUUGGUUUAAUGAAUUCUGCUGUUUAUGAGAUUUUUCUUUUGCUACACACAGCAAUCAGAAUUCUUGUCAGCCCUUCGUGUUCUAUAGAAUCUAUCAAUUUUGCUGAAAAAUGCAUAAAAUUGUUUGUUGAAUCUGCUCCUGAUGUUUAUGGUAUAGAAUUUCUUUCGUACAACACUCAUGGACUGUUACAUCUUACUGACGAUGUCAGAUCAUUCGGACCAUUGGAUGGCUAUUCUGCUUUCCCGUUUGAAAAUAAUAUGACCUAUUGCAGAAAAUUGUGCAGGAAACAGGGUCAACAUUUGCAACAGAUUGCAAAUAGGCGAAUGGAAGAUUGUCGAGUCAAUCGCCAGAAGAGAGUUGAUAGUACAACGUUCAAAUUCGUUGGAAGACAUUCGAAAGGACCUUCUCUACAUAAUAGCAACUUUGAUCAGUACAGAAAAGUUGUUAAAGGGCCACUUCAAUUAUCAAUUCUUCAGCAAGAUAACACCAUUAUUCUUCAAAAUGGAUCAAUCUGCGUCGUUCAAAACAUAAUUGAAAUUCCAGAUGAUGGUUGCUACUUGUUGGUAAAGUCUUUUGUUUCAGUAGAAGAUUUUUAUAAUCUUCCUGUGGCUUCUUCAGAGAUUGGUGUUUUUCUUUGUUCGCAGCUAUCUUCUACAGUCUCCCUCGUUAGUUUUAAUACAGUAAAAGCAAAAUGUUUUAGAAUGCCAUACUGGCCACAGCUUGCAACAACAGAUAAUCAAUCUGCAGUUUUCAUUGUUGUUGAAAUUUUGUCUUCUCAUCAGUCUUUGUAGUGCUACUUACAAAUCUUUUUUGUUAUUUAAGAAAAUACAUAGCAUUAAUAUUUUCAUUGGAAAUUAAUUAUAAAAAUUUAUAAUUUAGAUGGGUCCAAAAAAAAAAAAAAAAUACCAGAGAGCUCUACAUCCAGACGAAGCAGCAAGGAUGCUCCGUCAAAAGAUGGCAUCAUUAUCAGGAGGCAGAAACCCCGAGAAAAGGAAGGAUGAAAGAGCCUUCCAGACAAUAAGCCAUGUUGACAGGAGAAUCAGUCAACAGCAGCAGCAUCAGGGAACGCCGCAAACACACCCACACGAAUCAGGAAACCGACAGCAAGACCAACAACACGCACAUCAACACUCAUCUCAUAAUCAGAUUACACAACAAAAACAACACGCUCAUCAACACACAUCACACAAUCAGCAUACACAAGACAAACAACACGCAAAUUAGCACAUAUCACGAAACCAGCAUGCACAAGACACUAGACAACGCCUACUGAAUGAUCCUCACAUCCCGUCACACACAUCCUUUAUCACGCGCAUCCCCAUCCCUUCAAACUCAACGCGCACACUCACAAUCACACAUGCACUUGCCAUCAGCACAAAUUGACAAACUUACACCUUUGAAAGGUUUACAGGCACCGCCUCUCGGUUCGAGUACGCCCAAGCGUGAUCCACGUCAAUCAUCAACAUCGACGUUCAACAAGUCUCGGCCCAAAUUCACGAAGCCCCACGGAGAAGCCCCACGACGAAAUGAAGCAGGCGAAAACAGCAUAAUUGCAGAGCAACAAUUACGUCCAUCUUCUCGUACUAAUAACCCAGCUACGUCAUAUGAAACCAGCAACUCUUCAGCACCGCCGUUAAAUCUACAAAGGCCUUCAUCGUAAAAAAUCGACUUGAUUCUUCAAAAGUUGACCAAUUUGGAAGAAUCUUCUAAAAAUAUUGAAAAUACCUUGAAAGACACCGAAGUACGAAUGAGUGAAUAUGGAACAAGAUUAGAAAAUGUGGAACAAACUGUGAAACAAAUGAACGAGACAUUAAAGCGUUCUAACAAGAACAAACGGAUGACAACCAGAGACCAACCUGCGUACCUACCCUUCAAGACAACAGCUGAUCUUCUCUGAUUCAAUUAUGCCAAUGAAGAGCAGUAUGCCGACCUUGUCGACUAUUUAUUAUAUUUAGGAGUCAACGCAUCAAUAGCAGCAGCAAAAUGUAUUAAGAAUUGCUUCAAAUUCAGUGAAGAAUUCUUUACACAGAUGACCUGGACUGGGUCAGAAAAGUUUAACAUAGUGGGCUUAAAAGAUACUCGUUUUGCAGCUGCAUGCGAAGAAGCCUUAUCAUCGUACUACCUCGUUUAUACGAAAUCCAAGAAGGAUGAGUUUGUCUUCGUCAUGACAAAAGCUUUGAAAAGUGCCAAGGAAGGUUUUCGACGUAAAUGUCUGAAGAGGAAGGCUCCACCUCCAGAAAAUAACCGCAAUCUACAAGAACCGCAACCAAAACGACGACACGAAGACGACGAGGAUACCUUAUCAAUUGCCUCCGGUGACAUCAGCACAAGAGAGGACGCAAUGAACAAUGGCGAAGAGUAUCAGGAUCGCCAGUUAGGUAACGUCAGGGAGAAUGAAGGCAUCCUUGGCAACAACCAGAGAUUCGACAAUCCAGACGAUGACUACGGCAACAACGGUGACAACAACUAUGAUAACGUCGGUCGAGAGCGCAACGGCGAAGAUGAACAGGGCAUCGGUGGAGAGGGCAACGGAGAAGAUGAACUGGACGACGGCGAUUAUCCUCCGUACGGUGGAUACGAUUUCAACGGCGGUGGUGAAGAUGAUUUCGGCAUCGGUGGCUAUCAUGACUUCAGGACUGAGGAAUACAGUGAAGAGAGCAUUCCUGAACAUCACCCCGAAGACCGUAACGACUACGAGAAGGAUGACAGCACCGAAGAUAAUGAGGCAAAUAAAGACGCCAACAUCAAUGAGGAAGGCGAUUGGGCAACCGAGUAUUUGGAUCAGGAGGACGAUCCCGUGUACAGGUUUAUAAAAGGCGGAGAAAGGUUGUGAUUAUAGUUUAAUAUGUUUAUAGUUUUGCACUUCCUCCUCCUUUUUUCAAUUUAUUUAUUCAUUUAUUUAUUUAUUAUUGUCAUGUUUUCUCACAGGAAAAUAAAAAACAGACAUCGAACUACUUUUUAUUCUUUUUCAAUUUCAUUCAUUGAUGUCCGUUUUUUAUAUUAUAAUAGCGCUUUUUUACAGUUUCGGUAGUUUACUUGUUUGUAAUCGUUUUGAAUUAAAAUUAAAUUUGUUGUAUUUGCUUGUAAUUUUAACUAAUUUAUUCUAGACACUAGUAUAUAUGUAAGAAAGCGCUGGAGGGGCUAAGAAAGUGGAUGAGCCUCACAGAGAAGGGCGAGGUCGGGGCCCCCUCAUACCUAAACAAAAAAUUUAAUUUUCUUUAUUCAAUUUCAUUAGAAGCUGGAAAAGACCAAUACGACUGCUGCUCAUCUUCUUCACCAAGAACUAAGGAUCUGCAUCAGGGACUCUCACCAUAUGAAGAUAUAAGUAUCCAGUCCUCUAAAUUCUUCACUUUUCAGGUCUUGACAAUGGGUUUCUCUAAUCCUUCUUCGUUGAUCUUUAUUAUACUUCUACUAUUACUUACUCGCCUAUAUCAUAUGUGCAGUGUGCACCUAAUUUUUUUUACUCUGUUGCUCUCAACAGUUUUUUAAAAUAAUUUUUUGCAGUUACAGGAAUGAGCAAUGAGGCUAAAUUAGGUGGCCAGGAGGUGUAUAUAAUGAAAAACCCUCCAAGCCAUGCUGGAUGUCGCUGCAGGACAUGAGUACUGCUCGUCUUCUUCGCCAGGAGCUAAGGAUCUUCAUCGAGGACUCACUAACAUGAAGAUUUAAGAGUCCACGGCCAGUGUUUCAUAAAUAUAGAUAAAGAGGAUCUAUGAGUCCUCAAUAUGAAUAUGUUUUCUGCUGUAUUGUAGGUCCAAAAUGAAAUAAUUACUUUGUCAUUGGCCUGUCUAUAUCAAUAAAAUGCUACCGGAGCACUUAAAACUUAAAAUUCUUAUUAAUAAACUAAGCUAAAAGACAAAGUGAUUAUUACCAUUAAGACCUAAACAUAUUGUAAAAAACAAUUCAAAUGGCAUUGUGAAUAACUUAAAAAUGUUAUCAGGUGCAAUAAUUUAAAACGACAAUAUAAUUGUCAUGCCAUUUGGAUUGUUUUACAAUAAGAAGUAUAAAACUUGAUACGGUUGUAGGGAUUAUUAUUGUUAAUUUGUUUUAUUCACAUUGGCGAUCAAUUUUUGUGUUCAAGGUUUAUAUUUUUUAUUAUAACGAUUGUUGCAUUCCAGUAUUUUCAAUAU
This is a messenger RNA of Nasonia vitripennis (jewel wasp), 5515 nucleotides long. RefSeq lists its product as uncharacterized. The record is from RefSeq and is a predicted model, not a curated record. The coding region runs from base 3418 to 4221 and encodes 267 amino acids. NCBI's taxonomy places the organism in Eukaryota, Metazoa, Arthropoda, Insecta, Hymenoptera, Pteromalidae. The transcript is spliced from 8 exons.